GCCUGUCUCAUCCUUUUUACAUUCUUUGACUCACUGGGGGCAACAUCUGGACUGUAUGUGUACACACUGCAUUCUCCCGGUCUGCAGUAUUGCACAGUAAACCAAAAGAAAAGAGGCCGAGGUCAGAGUCUCCUUGCUUUCCUGCCAGUAGGUUCAGCUGACAUGUGAAGUUAGCGUCCACCAGUCGUCAGUCUGUGACCUCAGGGGCAGCCUGAUGCAAACGCCAGCUGAAAUUAGCCCUUUCCACCAUGGACGUGAUGGGACAACACAGCUCCGGUAAUGACAAAGAAGAUGUGGAAUUGGUGGCAUCGAGCAGCCUCUUGUAGGGGCAAAGAAGAAGAAAGGAUGAGGAGGUUUCAGUGAAAGAAGAAAAGAGGAUGGAUGGGUGAAACGUGAGGGAGUAUUUUUGUAUAGGGGAACAUUGUGAAGGGAUAAGAAAAAUGUACACAAGAAUGAACAAGAGGUAAAAAGUGAGAACCAGAGCGAAGAGUGUAGUGCAGCAUAAGGCGGAGAGAGCUGUAAAAAAUAGAGAGAUAUUGUAUGUGGAUCCUAACAAAGCAGAAAGUGCAAGAGAGGAGGUUGAGGAGAAAAUUAGAGGGAAGAGAAAACCUGCAUGGGGCAGGCUGGAAGAGGGAGGCAGAGUUGUAAACAGAAGGGUUGGAAAGGCAGCGAGGAAGAAAGUACAGAAUCGUUGCCACUUGAUGGAAAGCUGGAUAGCAGCGAGUGGAUGUGCCAUGGGAUGGAGAGGAAACAGUCUGAGCAAAGGAGAAAGAAAUAGAAGCAUGUCAUCACCUGCACCAUGAGGGCUUCAAAGAUUGAGGCUAAGGAGGCUUGUGAUUGGCUUAGGGCAGCGGGAUUUCCACAGUACGCCCAGCUCUAUGAAGAUUCCCAGUUCCCAAUUGAUAUUUCCUCAGUGAAAAGGGACCACGACUUUUUGGACCGAGAUCUGGUGGAACCUCUAAGUCGACGUCUAAAUACUCUGAACAAGUGUGCCUCCAUGAAACUGGAUGUCAGCCACCCCAAGAAGAAAGGUGAUGACUCUGAUGAAGAUGACCCAUUGGCCAUCAGUAAAAGGUGGACAUUCGAGUGGAGCAGCCGACGUUGGUCUCGCCUACAAGACUUCCUGUUGGACAGCACCAAUGAAAGCAGCCCGACCGGUCAGGGGGAGGGUCUGCACAGCACAGUGAGCAGUGAGAGUGUGCUGACAGACCUGAGUGAGCAAGAGAUCACAGAAAUCUCCUCCCUACACAGCGAGGACUCCGCCUCCGCCAUGCCUGACUCUAUAUCUAUGGCAUCCCUCUCCGCUUCCUACCAACCACCCAGGGAACUUCCACACUACAACUCCCUGCCAAUCAAGAGCAGUCGCCAUGGGCAAGGCGGGCGGAGUAAAGCCAAAGAGUUUUUGCGUCGUAUGGAACUUAUGCGCACCUGGGGACCGUCGACGAGGCGGAAAAGCUCAAAUCGCAGGCCACCACUGGUCAUCAGUGGGCCGGUGUUACAGGGAGAGGAGCCUCACGCGCUGCAGAUGCUCCAGUGUACUCCCAUCAGCCAGUUAGAACACAGCCCUAAACACAACAGCCAAACUGAUGGUGAUGCUUCCUCUGUCUCCAUUACCGAUGAUUGCAAAGGUCAAUCCGAGGUGAGUGUGAGCCCCAGCAGUGAGACAGUGGCACCCAGUGUGAAGGAGCCCGUGUGUACAAAACCCCGCACUGCCAGCAAGAGAAGCAGCAUGUAUCUGGAAGAUAUGGAGCUGCCCUCUCAGGGUAAGAGGACUGAGGGACAGAGCCAGUUUGGCAGAAACCAGUUUCGCUCAUAUGAAAACCUCCUCGUUCACAUCCCGAAAGACCAUAAACCAGGCACCUUUCCAAAAGCUCUAUCCAUAGAGAGCCUUGUGCCUUCCCCUGAUGACAGGAAUAACGGGGCCCAGUCACGGGACAAAACUUCUCCAUCCAAAAAUGGCCUGCGUGAGCCCUGGUCUGGUAAACCUCUGUCCAAACCCCCCUGUCCGGGAGCUCCUAGGGGCAGCAGGGUGAGUGUAUAUGACAACGUGCCGGGCUCCCAUCUUUACGCCAGCACAGGAGACUUGCUGGACUUAGAGAAAGAGGACAAUCUGUUCCCUCACCUAGAUGACAUCAUCCAGCACGUUAGUGGUUUGCAGCAAAUAGUUGACCACUGGAGCCGCAGUGUGCUGCCCGAGGGUGAGACAGGGGAGGGGGAGGAGGAAGGGGAGGGCAGGACCACCCCAAGUGAGGGGGAGAGAGAUGGGGUCUCCUUGAAUGACACUGAUUCGACAGGGACCAGUCGGGAGAGGCGGGACUCUGGAUUCGGGGCCUCGCUGACAAGACCACGCCUACGAUGGCCUAGUUUCAGGACUUCUGAUCAUCUCAACCAGCCAGCAUCUUCCCUGCAGAUCGGCAGCCAAUCAGCAGGCCAGCUCAGCCUGCUGCAGAAGUUCUCUUUGCUCCGUCUCACGGCCAUCAUGGAGAAAUAUUCAAUGUCUAAUAAACAUGGCUGGACAUGGUCUGUUCCCAAGUUUAUGAAGCGCAUGAAGGUGCCAGACUACAAAGAGAAGAGUGUGUUUGGUGUUCCCCUCAUCAUCCAUGUCCAGCGCUGUGGUUUUCCGCUCCCUCUGUGUUUACAGCAGGCCCUCUGCCACCUCAGAACACACUGUCUGGACCAGGUGGGAUUGUUCCGCAAGUCCGGCGUGAAGUCUCGUAUUCAGGCUCUGAGGCAACAGUGUGAGCUGUCCCCUGACUCUGUGAGCUACGAGGACCAAUCAGCGUAUGAUGUGGCCGACAUGGUCAAACAGUUCUUCAGAGACUUGCCAGAGCCUCUGCUAACAAGCAAGCUGGGGGAAACCUUCCUGCAUAUUUACCAGUAUGUCCCAAAAGAGCAGAGGUUGCAGGCCGUCAGAGCAGCCAUUUUGUUGAUGCCAGACGAAAACAGGGAGGUUUUGCAGACGUUGCUCUCCUUUCUGCGUGAUGUCACUUCCUUGGUGGAGGAGAACCAGAUGACACCGAUGAACCUGGCUGUUUGUCUGGGACCUUCGCUCUUCCACCUCAGCAUAUUGAAGAACGAGACGCUGUCGCCAAGGUCAAUCCAGAGGAAGUACACCACAGGCCGCCCCGAUCAGAAAGACCUUAGUGAGAACCUGGCCGCCACCCAGGGUCUGGCACACAUGAUCAUUGAGUGCCAGCGUCUCUUUCAGAUCCCAGAGGAGAUGGUGACCCAGUCUCGCAACUCCUACAUGGAGGCUGAGCUGAUGGUGCCCCCACUGGACGAGCUGUGCAAGGUUCACGAGGAAGAUGUGGAUGAGGACGAGGAAGAGGAGGAUGAGGAAGGAUCCUAUCAUGCACACCUUGAAAGGCUUGUCCAGAACCUGCUGGAAGAGGCCAAAGAUAAGAGCAAAGGCUGGGUGUCUCGCUCAACUACUGAUUAUACAGAACUGGCAUUUAAAAAGGUGGGAGAUGGUAACCCUCUGAGACGGUGGCGAGUGUGUGUUGAGGUGUCGGCAACUCCCAAUGAGGUGCUGCAGCGGCUGCUGAGAGAGCGCCCCCUGUGGCAGACUGAGCUACAGCAGGAGAAGGUUCUGGAGACGCUGGAUAAACAGACAGACGUGUACCAAUACUCCUGCUGCAACAUGGCACCUCAACCCAGCUGCGACUAUGUGGUACUAAGAUCAUGGCGCACAGACUUGUCUAAAGGCUCCUGCGCGUUGGUGUGUGUGUCCGUCGAACAUGAUGACAGCCCACGCGUGGGAGCAGUAAGGGCGGUGGUGCUGGAGUCACAAUACCUCCUCGAGCCAUGUGGGACUGGGAGGACCAGGCUCACACAUAUCUCCAGAGUGGACCUCAGGGGAAGGUCUCCAGAAUGGUACAACAAGGCUUUUGGUCACCUGUGUGUUAAUGAAGUCCAGAUGAUUCGCUCCUCUUUUCAACCGAUAGAUCAGACGAGCACUGAGGCUAAGAUCUGAACCUCAGAGAUCAAGCUUUGUCUUGGGUCACACUUCCAGAGCAGUUGGGCCUGAGAACCAGUGACCCAGGACGGAACUCAUCCAGGCAGUGUCUUUUCACGCUGCUGAGCCACACUGAGGUUUACUGUACCUUACUGUACUGAGUUACAGUCAUUCACACACACAAGGGAAGGGAGGAGUGUUUUUUUUUUGUAUAUUACUUCUUAUUUAUCUCAUAAAUUAUCAUUUUAAAAUCCCUUUUUGUAAACCACGGAACAAAUGCUGGUUUCCAGUUCCAAAUAUGAAACCACUAAUUUGAUUUUCUUUGCAUAACCAUUGAUGUUUCAUAUAAUUGGCUUGCAACCAUGUGCAUUACGUAAGGUUGUGUGGACAGAAACAAUUUUCAGUUUCAAUUGCUCUGGGUCAUUCUUCCAAAUCCUCAUCUACUAAUCCAAUAUCCUGCAAAAAAAGAUGACCUUAUAAGACAGGAAGUACCAGCUGUGAUCAUGAGAUGGUUGCCAUAGUGUUCGGGUUAAUGUUGAAUAUGUAACACCUUAAUUUAAAAAUUGUUAUUGUAAUAGAGUACCUACCUGGAACUUACACAUAUAUAUGACUGUUUCUGAAAAUCUGAAAAAGGUUACAGUUGAAAUCCUGUAUUUGUAUUGAUUAAUUUUAGAACACUAAUGUCACAUAAAAUGUCACAUGGCCUGCCAGUGAAAUAUAAAUGACUCAUUUGAAUGAAACAAUUUUUCCUCUCAAAUGUAUUAUUGAACAGACCUAAUCUGCGUUCAUCACGGUCAGUCAAAACAGACAUUACAAAAACAACACUGACAAUAUUUGGUAUUGACAUCUUAUUCCUGUAAAAGUCACACUUUUUUAAUGAAUUUGUCCAUCUAUAAACUAAUGCAAACUGGAGCAGCUUUUUACUCCUCCUACAAUACUGUUAACUUCCACAAGUACAGAAACAUAAAUCCCAGUUCAUCCUGUCAAUAGGAAUUACCAGGACCAGUACAAUAUGGGUACAUGUCAGCGUUACAUUAUGAAAUGUGCACUAGUUCAGGAAAGUACAUGAGGAAUCUGGAUCACAGAAAAAGGAAACACUCAUCGGGUCCAUAAAUGUACAUUGUGUUUAAUAUCACUGUUGAUUUAGUUCUCUGUCACUAUUUUCAGUGUUAAACUUAUCUACAUGUUAUUUUAAAGUUAUAAUUGUCAUUAUAUCAAUGUAUAUGGUUUCACUUUUGCUUUUUCUUGCUGUCAUGUUAUACAAUGUCUAAGACAUGUGACCAUUUCACUGCUUCUGGGAAGCAUGUUUGAAAUUGUGUGUGCCCGUGUAUCUGCAUUUUAGAUAUACGUACAGCCUGUAUUGUAAAUAUAAAUGACGCUUUCUGUGCCAGCAGAUCAAACAUCAUAGCUUUUUAGGGUCUUCCUAUCAUAUUGAUAAACAGAAAUGUGAACUUUUCACACACCAUCCUACUAAAGCAAUAGCAGACUAAAGCUUGCUCUGCCAUGGCACUGCCUUGGCUUUUUUUUUUGUUACGGCUGUAGGCAGCGUUGCUAUGGUGUUGCUAUGAUACAGUAUCUCUACAGUGCAACCAAAAUCCUACAUGGAUGCUGUUUGCUGAGAAGUAGUGUGGUGUGUGUGUGUGUGUGUAAAUAUGCGUGUAUGAAAGAGACAAAAAGACAAAGAGUGAGUGAGUGACUCUGACGUGAGCCCGUGGCUGUGUAGGGAGAGACUUUAAAUCUAGCUGAGUAGCUGAGACCAGGUCUGCUUGGUUAUUUCUGGCAAAGUGACAGAAAACAGAACCAUUGUUUCUAAACAAGAGAAUAAAAA
Messenger RNA from Morone saxatilis (striped sea-bass), 5783 nucleotides. RefSeq names its product stAR-related lipid transfer protein 13-like. Gene Ontology annotation, molecular function: GTPase activator activity; protein binding; lipid binding. Lineage: Eukaryota; Metazoa; Chordata; Actinopteri; Moronidae. Bases 800 to 3973 code for a protein of 1057 amino acids. Gene Ontology annotation, biological process: actin cytoskeleton organization; signal transduction; regulation of Rho protein signal transduction. The record is from RefSeq and is a predicted model, not a curated record. The transcript has 14 exons.